Messenger RNA from Electrophorus electricus (electric eel), 919 nucleotides. It is a transcript of the gene mettl23, whose product is annotated as methyltransferase 23, arginine. NCBI's taxonomy places the organism in Eukaryota, Metazoa, Chordata, Actinopteri, Gymnotiformes, Gymnotidae. The record is from RefSeq and is a predicted model, not a curated record. Gene Ontology annotation, cellular component: nucleus; cytoplasm.
UUCCCACUGUUUGCAGUCAGGACGUUGGGUUUUUUUUUAAAAUUAUGCAUUUGUACUAAUUUAUUUUUAGGUUAUGCUACAUAGUGAAACAGAAACACAUAUUGCAACAUCAUAAACAUGAGCAAAUCCGUCAAUCCAUGUUUUGUACGGAAACCGUUCACAUUUAAGAACCACGAUGGCACGCAAACACUGAUAGUGUCCAUACCAGAGGUUCUUGAUCCGCAAUAUGGAAUGUACGUGUGGCCUUGUGCGGUGGUUUUGGCACAAUACGUAUGGACUACAAGAGAGAACCUACAGAAGAAGACUGUACUGGAGCUAGGUGCUGGGGUGAGUUUACCAGGCAUAGUGGCAGCAAAGUGUGGAUCUCAAGUGAUUCUGUCAGACAGUGCUGAACUUCCUCUCUGCCUAAGAAACUGCAAGCGCUCCUGCGAAGUUAAUAAUCUACCGAGUGUACCUGUGGUAGGCCUUACCUGGGGUGAAGUAUCACCCGAGUUAAUUUCUCUGCCAGCUCUAGAUGUUAUCCUGGGAUCAGAUGUUUUCUACGAGCCUCAAGAUUUUGAAGAUGUCCUUGUGACGGUGUCCUUUCUAUUAAAACGAAACCCUAAUGGUCAGUUCUGGACCACUUAUCAGGAGCGGAGCACUGACUGGUCUAUAGAGGCUUUGCUGCACAAGUGGGACCUGCAGUGUACCAAUAUUCCACUGGACACAUUUCAUGCAAACAAAAGCCACUUAGCAGGAUCAACUCUACCUGGGAAUCACACUAUACAAAUGAUGAUUGUAACCAGGGGGUAAGGCUUGAUGCUGUUGAUGUAUGUGACUACAAGCCUUGGUUGAAAUAGCAGGCACUUGUAAAGUAUAUUUAUUAAAGUAUUUCAUACUCUGGAAAUUGUUAAAGUAUUUACGUAUUUUGUCAUCUGCA